Messenger RNA from Vespula pensylvanica (western yellowjacket), 5511 nucleotides. RefSeq names its product myelin regulatory factor-like protein. The record is from RefSeq and is a predicted model, not a curated record. The transcript has 18 exons. Gene Ontology annotation, cellular component: endoplasmic reticulum membrane; nucleus. Gene Ontology annotation, molecular function: sequence-specific DNA binding; DNA-binding transcription factor activity. Lineage: Eukaryota; Metazoa; Arthropoda; Insecta; Hymenoptera; Vespidae. Bases 232 to 3702 code for a protein of 1156 amino acids. Gene Ontology annotation, biological process: protein autoprocessing; positive regulation of DNA-templated transcription.
AUUACGAACGAUAGAAAGAGAGACAGAGAGAGAGAGAGAGAGAGAGAGAGAGAGAGAAGGAAAGAAGAAAGAAGAAAAAAGAGAGAUAGAGAGAGAAAGAAAGAAAGAAAAGGAAGAAAGAGAACGUCUAAUAUGCGGGACGUCAUUGGGUCGAGCGAGCGAGCUCCGAGACAAAAUGGGGCCCGUUGAUCGGGCCCGGAAGAGCGUUGGGCUCCGAUCACGAACGGAGGUAUGGAUGUCAUCGGGGACGGGGACGAGCAGACCCUCCAGGCGAUUCUAGGUCGAGGCGACUUCGUUGGAGGAAUUGACAACGAAGCCUUUGACUUUUCGCAGUUGGAGGAUUUCAUUAACAGCGACAGCGAACAACCAGCAACAUAUUUCGCGGACACUCUCGCAGCAGAAGAAAACGGGAGUGGAACGACGAGUCAUGGCGAUCGAGUUGAAGCAACGGGUAGUCAGCAAACACCACAACGUUUACCUUCACCGAUCGCUCACAAUCAUGCUGUGUCGAACGCAUGUUCUUCUGGUACCACCACUACCACCGUCCCAACCGGUACCGCCUACAAAGAUCCACAAUCGUACGUUCAUCCACAUCCGUUGCCAGAAAGUCCACCGGACAGUGGAAGCGAGCCACCAUAUUCUCCACCUGGACACCAUGAUCCCCAACACGUUCACUCGCCACAUCAAAAGGCGGCUUUACAAGAAAUACUUUUACAUCACCAAGGUAGUACAUCCAAUUAUCCAGGCAAUUUGUUACCAUCCUCACCAAGAACAUUGGCCACGUCUACCGACCCCUUAUUGUUGACACAUCCGGUCUUAACUCCUCAUCUUACGUCAGGAACGACGAAUUUGUCGACGCAACAACAAAUUGCACCAACCUUAGUACCGUUGUCGCACGAACAUGGUAACGAUGGUAUUAACACGUUAUACUCGUCUCUUCAGUCAGCACCUAAAAAGAGAAAACUUAGUCAGGAUGGGCUUAUUCAUGUCAAACAGUCUUCGCAUAAGGAACCGGAACUGGGAACAGUGGAACAUAGUUGCAGCAGUAGCAGUGCUGUUCUCGAUGGCGAUGAAGUUGCUGACAGUAAUUACAUUGAUCCGAGUUAUCAAUGUAUACGAUUUCAUCCCUUUCAACAAACUUCUUGGCACGUACUUUGCGAUCAUAAUCUUAAAGAACUUCCUGUACCGCAUUACAGAGUCGAUGCGGAUAAGGGAUUUAAUUUCAGUAAUUCCGACGAUGCUUUUGUUUGCCAAAAGAAGAAUCAUUUUCAAAUCACUUGUCAUGCACAACUACAAGGCGAAGCUGUAUUCGUUCGAACCGGUGAAGGGCUGAAAAAGAUAAAUAGCUUUCAAUUACAUUUUUAUGGCGUUAAAGUCGAAUCGCCGACCCAAACUAUCAGAGUAGAACAAAGUCAAAGCGACAGAAGUAAGAAACCCUUUCAUCCUGUUACCGUUGUUUCCAGGGUGGAUUUAGGCGGCGAACGUGUUACGAAAGUAACAGUCGGCCGCUUACAUUUUAGUGAAACAACGAGUAAUAAUAUGCGUAAAAAGGGAAAACCAAAUCCAGAUCAAAGAUAUUUUCAUUUGGUCGUUGGUCUUCAUGCUCAUACAGCGGACCAAGCCAGUUAUCAAGUCGUUGCACACGCUUCGGAAAGAAUAAUCGUCAGGAACCAGCAACAUUUUGUACAGGCAAGUAAUCCAGGACAAUUUGAAUCUGAGGGUAGUGGAGUUGGAGCUGAAGGAGGAUGGCAAAGAGGUGCAGCACCUGAUAGCGUUUAUCAUGCUGGUCGAGUUGGUAUUAAUACGGAUAGACCGGACGAAGCUCUUGUAAUUCAUGGCAAUAUGAAGGUUACUGGUCAUAUAGUUCAACCAAGUGACGCAAGAGCUAAACAAAAUGUUCAAGAAGUGGAUACACGCGAACAAUUGAGAAAUGUACAACAGCUUCGUGUCGUAAGAUAUCGAUAUGCUCCAGAAUUUGCCUUGCAUUCAGGUUUGGGAAUAAAACCGCAAGAAGAUACAGGUGUUAUAGCUCAAGAGGUACAACAAAUUUUACCGGAAGCUGUACUUCCGGCCGGCGAUAUUGUUCUUCCAAAUGGUCAAAGAAUUGAAAACUUUUUGGUCGUUAAUAAAGAACGAAUAUUCAUGGAAAAUGUAGGAGCCGUGAAAGAACUUUGUAAAGUAACAGACAGUUUGGAAACUAGAAUAGAUCAACUAGAAAGAAUAAACAAACGCCUUGCUAAAUUAAAAAGAGGCGACAGUCUUAAAAGUUCCGUCAGUACAGUAUCUAGUAUAUCGAGUAAUAAAUACUCAUCGCCUACCAAUAACAAAUCGUCUAUUCUUGGAAAAACAAAAAGGAUUGAAAGAGAGGACGAACUUUUAUGCAGUAAUAAAUUUAUACAAAUUAUUAUCGUUAUACUUAUAUUGAUAAUGGCAUUUUGUCUCGUGGCAAUGGCGACAUUAUAUUUUCUCGAGUAUCAGAAACGUAGUAGCCUCGAAUGGUCAACAAUGGCAAGUAAAGAUAUGCUGGCUGUGAAACCUGUUCAUCCAGCAAUGUUAUCAACAACACCAACUUACGAUCCUAGAUUGAACUCUUUACUACAUAGUACAAUAUCUUCUUUAUAUACAAAACACGGUCCGUAUACGAGAGGUUUGGAUGGUGGAUUAUCCUUAAAAAGUAAUUCAUUAACAACACAAUCGCCUAACACGAAACAACAAUUAUAUUCGCAAGAAAUAACUUCAUGGUAUCCGAUAAAUCAUUCGGGACCACAACCAAAGCUCGAUAAAAAUAACGAGUUUCCUGGGAACUGGUUGAGUAAAAGCGGUGCAGGUGCCAUUCCUAGUAACGUAGACGAAAAUGAUCAAGGAACAGACGUCGAUGCAACGCCAUCAAACAAAGAUCCGAUUCCUUUAGGAAGACCAAUCGAUUGUCCCGCACAUUUCAGUGAACUCGAAAGUCCAUGUCAGGUUUAUUGUUGCUCUGCCGAAAUUCAUCAAUUGGAAGAUCCACAACCAGAUCAUCCACCAGAGAAAAAAUCUAUUUCAGAUCAUCUGGAGCAACCUUUAAAUAUCCAUGAAGAGAAGCGUAAAGUAAGCAAAGGUUUUCAAAAUGGCAUUAAUCCAUCUGAUCCUAGCACACAAACUCUCGUAAAAGAGAGCAAUUACAAAUAUCUACAUAAAAGGACAAAACGAGAAACUGUUGGUGCAGAUUGGGGAGAAGUAGCUAGUAACGCUGCUGGUUCAUUACCACCAGAACCUAAACCCCAACUGUUUAUAGUUGCCAAAAGCUUUAAUGUCUCCUUAGAUCAACGAUAUUGCUCUGCUGCCUCACCAAAUACUCCCAACAAUAUUAGUUGUAUUAUACCGCUAUCUAAACAUAUGCCUGAUAUGCAUCUUACAUUACAUUUCCUCGGUAUGCCUUGGUUUUGGCAAACGGUGCAACAAUGUCCGGUAUCAUCAACUUCUAUUGACGAAACGAUGGUAUGCGGUUGGACUUAUACUUUGCAACAACAACAAACACAAUAUAUUGAAAAUAACAAUCAACCAGGCGAUCAAUCUUUUCCUUUGGAUGUAGCGCAUUAUCUCAGGAAAACGUUAAAAUUUCGUGUACCCACUGUACAGCCCCAAGAAAACAUCUGCAAGAAUCAACAUGGCGUUGAUUAUUUAGAAUUCACAUUGCACUUUUAUCGAGACUGCAAUGAAUAAUUUUUCACACAUGAAUUAUGUUUUACUAUGAUAUAGAAAGAGUGACACAGAAUUUCAGUGUACAAUUUAAUCAAUCUCAACAGUAAGUGAUAAUAUUUACAAUAAACCUGAUUGUAAAUCUCUCCCGUGCCUUAGCAUACUCUAUACUUCUUUUUAUGUCCUCUCUCUCUCUCUCUCUCUCUCUCUCUUUCUCUCAUAAAAGUUUAAACAGAUAUUUAAUACAUGGGCAUUAAAUUUUGAACCAGCUGCACAUAGUAUUUUGUAAGUAGUUAUAUAUUUUAUAUAUUUUCAUAACGAUCUAUGGCAAAUGCGUCAGAUAUCAUUAUCGAUGAAACAUAAUUGUUCAAAACUUUUCAUUUUAAUCUAAUAGAAGUUGGAUGAUAAGUGAUGAAUGUAUACCGAAAAAAAAAAAAAAAAAAAAUGUUUUAAUUUACAAAUAAUUACAGACAAACAAAUCUUGCAUUAAUGACAUAUCUAUGUAAAAUUAAUUUGAUAUUACAUAUAGUUAUCUUUUUUAAUAUAUUAAGCGCAAUUGUAAAAUCAUAUCGAGUCAAAUGAUUUGGCCAAUACUCCUUUGCAAUUAUGCAUAACUAACGAAGGAGAAAUUUUAUCAUAUAUAUCAUUAUUUAUUAUUAAUUACAUAUUUCUACAAUACUGUCAUUAUCAAAUACUUUUGAUAUUAUAGGAUUUCAAGUUCCUAGAAACAAUAUAUAUAAUAAAAAAUUUGUUUUUAGAACAAAUUAUUUUAAGAUACUUACAAUUAAUAAUGCAUUCAUACAUGAUCCUAAUUUUGUGUUAGAAACAUUGGGCUUUAAUUAAAUUUAUGUAUUAAUAUGUGUUACCUCUUCUGUUGUACAAAAUUAAAUUAUCACAAUUUUUUAUUUAAAAUCCUCAUGUAUUAAAAAUGCAAUGGAGAUGUCUAUUAUUGUGUAGUUAAUUAUAAAAAAAAAAAAAAAAAAAAUAAUAUUAUUAAUUAACACGAAGAAGAGAUCAAAGAAGAUAAUAUAAAAGACAUGAUUUGAAAACAUUUCCUUUUCGAUCAAUUUUAUAGAAUUAUUUGUAAAAAAUUUGUCUCGCGAACAUCUUUAUUUCUUAUUUCUUACGACAAAAUUAAAAAUUAGCAAGUUAUGUGCAUUGUAUCACUUACUGCCGUCCAUAUAAUUUUUUUUCUUUUUCUUUUUCUUUUUUUUUUUUUUUUUUUUUGUUGGGGGCAAAUACAUAUGCAUAAUACAGAGUGAGGCAAUUACAUGCACACUUUGAAUAACUUCUAAAUUAUUAUGUAUCCAAUAUGCGAAAGUUACAUAAUUUUUUUAUAUAAUACAUAAUUUAGGAAUUAAUUAGAGUGUAUCUGUUAGGUGUUUCACUCUGUAUGAUAGAAGUUAUAGUUUAUAUGAGAAUACCAAUGCAACAGAGACUCAUGUGCACAAACUUGUGAUGUAUCGUAGUAAACAAGAAAAAAAUGAAUAUAAUUUUAAAGUAGUAAGAAAUAUUAUCGAUCAAUGUAUUAUCAUAUACAUAAAUUGUAUAAAAGAGAACAUAUUAUUGUACAAUUAUCAGUGACUGUGUGCUUUUAGGAUAAAAUAUAGUAUAAGCAUUUUUUUAUUGUAUAUCUUACUUGCCUUAAUAUUAAAAAGAAAAAAAAGAAACAAAAAGAAAAUAUCAUUAUCUGAUUACCAUUGAAUAGUAAGCACUCUUUCGUUAUAUAAGUUUAAAUUAUGUUUGACACAUUAGUAAAUAAUUAACAGGGUACAAAUCAUACAUAAUAAGAAUAACACAACACACAAGUGAUUUAAAAAAAAAAAAAAAAGA